GAAACAUGAGCUCUUCAAUUGUUUACAUAUAUACCAUAAUAUAGCAAAUAGUUUCUUGAUAUAUCCUCCUUUCAUUUUUCUGUGUGUCUCAAAGAAGAAAGGGGGUUAUAGAAAUUACAGUAGUAUAAAAAAAGAAAUAAAAUAGGUGGGUUUUUUUGGAGCUGAAAUUGGGUACCUCUAAUAGCAUGGAUCUUGACAAAUCUUGGAAUAGUAUUAGUAGUGUCAGUUCCCAUAGUAUUAAUUUUAGUUACUUCAAUUCAUCACUGGCAGCUGUCUUGUUUUUGUCUUUUGGGAGUUCAAUUUCAGUGUCCAAAAUGGCUUUAUAUAUUAAUUUCUCAACCAUUACACCUUCUUUUGAUGAUGAUUUAAUUCUAAAGUCUUCUUCUUUUUCAUUUUCUUGAAGAAGAAAGACUCCAAUUUGAUCACCACCCACUUUUUCCUCAACUGUUUUUGUUUGUUUGCUUAAGUUUCUUGAUUGUUUAGCUUUCCUUUUUUGUCUCUUUUUUAAAGACCUUUUGGGACUAUUAUAAAGCCUAGAGAAAUGCUGUGUGCAUCAUUAUCAGGGUUGUGUCAUCAACAAAAAAUGUUGGUCGGUGGUACUGUGAAACAAGCUUCACCAGCUAUGGUUUCUUUAGAUAUCUACAGCAGGUGUGGUUUUGAUGGUGUUGUUAGAUGUUGGAUUGGGAAUGAGAAAGGAAGAUGGAACAAAUUGGCUGUUGCAAGUACAAAGAAGAGGAGGUUGAGCAUUUCCCCUAUGGCUUCCUCUGCUCUUGCAGAAACCCGAUUUACAUCGAGAGCCAAAUUCUAUAAGGAGGUUCUUAACGGUGCAAGGGAAAAAUUUACCCAGGAGAUAUCUUUCCAAUCCAAGGACAAAGAUAUUUCGUUGGCAAAGGCUUUGCUUUUUGUCGCCUCUGAAGACGAGGCAUUUAUGGCUUUCAACCGGGAGAUGGAUGCUCAUUCGCUCCAAAGUGAGAGGAUAUCUGCUUCAUUGACUCACGCCAGGGAAUGGACUUGCGUGGAGGCCAUGCCUCUUUCUGGAAAAAAUAUGAAUGAGUGGAUGGUUGAGUUGGAUGUCAUUGCGAGAGAAGUGGAAGCAGAGCUAGUUUCAAGAGAAAUAGGAUGCGAUUUGGUUGAAGUUUUAGAUGCAGUGAAUGUGGUGCUUUUCAAAUCAAGGGGUUUCAAAAGGUCAUCUGUACUUGUGGAUUCGAAGUGUGCAUACCUACAUUCAGUAUUAAGCUCUGGAUAUUGUAGCGCAAUUUUGCUUAGUGUCAUUUAUAUUGAAGUCUGUCGAAGACUUAAUCUGACCAUUGUGGGAUCCCGUGUUGGGGAAGAUUUUUUGAUAUGGCCUCAAACUGGAAACCCUGAGGAGCUAUUCAAGGUUAUCUCUGGCCACAGCUUGUUUGGUAUUGUCAAUGGAAAGUGUGUCGAUGACCCUAGAUCAAAGGCAUCUGACAUCAAUAGCAAUUCGUUGCCGGGGCUUGAGUUAGCAACAAACCGAGAUAUUAUCGGAAUUGCUUUGGCUAAUUUGAUUAGGCUUCACUGGAAACGUGCUUCAAGAGCAAAUCAUGGUUUGAUGUUGACUUCUCCUCUUAGAUCUGUUGAUCAUGCAGAUGAUAAGUCUGGGAAGACUAAUUGUCUGAAUGUCCCAUUGUUACGGCCUCAAGAUUUGAGGUUCAAGAUGCUAAAUUGCAACCUUGGCAUGAGAAAGGAGAAUUGAGAAUUUUGGCCGCAUAUUGAUAUUUUAUUGAUUCUAACAUUCUACUAAAAUUCUAACAUUCCACUAAAAUAAUUAUUUAAUCAAUCUUGCUGCAAUAUAAUAGAUGCUUACUCCUCCAUUUAAGUUUAUAACAAAACGAGCUAGGGUAAAAGAUCCCUCACUGAUCUAGCUUCAUUUUGGUAGUAGAAGUCCUUUCUAUUUCUAUAUACUGAUCAAAUAGAAAAUGACUAGAUACUGUAUUAUGCAGAUUGACUUUCCUUUUUUACAUACUUUUAGCCUCUUCUUCCUUUUACUUCCUUACUGUUGCUUCUUUUCAUCUCUCCCACAUUCCUUCUAGAAACCCAAGAAAGCUAACCUUAUAUUGCUCCCUUUCUGAUCUUUAGGAUUUGAUGCUUUUCUUAGAUGCUAUAGAUGUAAUACAUAUAUAAACGCAUGUGUUGACACAUUUAUUAGUAUAUAUUUGGUAGUUGAGGUCAACUAUAUGAGGUUUUUUCUUUUCACUAAACCAUCGGUUCUGCUUACAAAAUCAACUUUUUUUAGACAGGCAUAUAUGCUUACUAGUGAUCAAACAUUAAUUACUUGGAAAAGGAAGGGGUAGCCCGGUGGAAGAGGGGGUGGGGGUGGGGGGUUGCACAGAAGUAACAGUGAUAAUAACAGAUCACUUUCUUGAUACUGUUGCAUGUGUUCAGCAGCAUUUCUUCUGGUCUAUUACAUCAUACUAACAUAUCAUCCACCGCCACUAAAAUGUUUGAAGGUCUUUUUGCAUCUACAUUCUCCUUUAGGGAGCAUCAUCUGUUUCCGUUUCUGAUAUCCAUUCCUGCUUUUUUCAUCUGUUAUGCAUUCUAUUAAGGUGGUUUAUAACUGGUACUGUUAUUUCUUUGUUGUAUAUCAUGUAACAACGAAGUAGGAAUUGAGGCACUUACCAAAUUGCUGUACACACAUGGGAUAGUAAGGGUUUUUAAUCAAUCAAACAGGGCCAAAACAAUACUUGGCAUUUGAUUAUUAUCUCUUAAGCAUUAAGUUUUAUCUAACGUGCAGAAACAUGCUAGUCCCGAGUAAGGAUGGAUCAUUUUCUAUCUUACUGUUCUCAGUGGAUUAAAAUAUACAACUAAACAUAGAUAGCCAAUAUCGAAUAUUCUUAAAUAAGUGCAGGUGUUGCUUUUAAGUUAAGGUUUUUCCAGUUAUCACACACAGAUGUCUGACCUUUGCUCUAGGGGAUUAAUUUGUGUGUAAUAUCUGUUCACUUAUAAUGACUAUAUGUCUCUCUCUGGAAUGGCACAAUACUUUCUAGGCUGGCCAUUAUGGCUUCAGAAAGAUUGCUCAUUCUGCAGCCACACAAUUGGGCUUUGAGGAGAGACCAUGGCAUGAUGUUGUA
Lycium barbarum (goji berry) is the source of this 3092-nucleotide messenger RNA. RefSeq lists its product as uncharacterized. The transcript has 8 exons. Lineage: Eukaryota; Viridiplantae; Streptophyta; Magnoliopsida; Solanales; Solanaceae. The coding region runs from base 542 to 1717 and encodes 391 amino acids. The record is from RefSeq and is a predicted model, not a curated record.